UUUCUGAUCACAGGUAAACAAGAAUAAACAUUAAUGGGAGGAGGGAACCAAACUUAUGUGGUUGAAUUUAUCUUGCUGGGACUUUCACAGGAUCCCAAAAUCCAAAUCUUGCUCUUCUGUGUUUUCCUGACCAUCUACCUUCUUUCUAUAUUUGGGAACCUGCUGAUAAUUAUCCUUAUCCAAACUGACUUUCAACUUCACACACCCAUGUACUUUUUUCUCAAGAACUUAUCCUUUGCUGACCUCUGCUUCUCUACAAGCAUUGUACCCCAGAUGUUGGUCCACUUCCUUGUGAAAAAAAAAACCAUUUCCUUUGCUGGGUGCUCAAUACAGAUAGUGGUCUUUCUUCUAGCAGGAUGUACAGAGUGCACACUGCUGGCAGUGAUGUCCUAUGACCGGUAUGUGGCUGUCUGCAAGCCUCUGCACUACUCCACUGUCAUGACCCAAAAGGUUUGUAUCCAGUUGGCUACAGUUUCCUGGAUAAGUGGGGCAUUCGUCUGCUCAGUGGACAGUGCCUUUACAUUAUAUCUCCCCUACCAGGGACAGAAUGUAAUUAAUCACUACUUCUGUGAACCACCUGCACUGCUAAAGCUGGCUUCAGCAGACACAUACAAUGCUGAGAUGGCUCUCUUUUCAAUGGGUGUGAUUAUUCUCUUAGCUCCUGUCUCCCUCAUCCUUGUCUCCUACUGGAAUAUCAUCUCCACUGUGAUUCGGAUGCAAUCAGGGGAGGGAAGACUCAAGGUCUUUUCCACCUGUGGUUCCCACCUCACUGUUGUGGUUCUCUACUAUGGCUCUGGAAUAUUUGCCUACAUGAGACCUAAUUCCAAGACAAUGAAUGAAAAGGAUAAGGUUGUCUCUGUGUUCUAUUCAGUUAUGACUUCCAUGUUAAACCCCAUCAUUUACAGCCUUAGGAACAAGGAUGUGAAGGGAGCUCUCAGGAAGCUGACUGGAAGAUAG
Castor canadensis (American beaver) is the source of this 957-nucleotide messenger RNA. It is a transcript of the gene Or2d3, whose product is annotated as olfactory receptor family 2 subfamily D member 3. Gene Ontology annotation, cellular component: membrane. Gene Ontology annotation, biological process: G protein-coupled receptor signaling pathway. The record is from RefSeq and is a predicted model, not a curated record. Lineage: Eukaryota; Metazoa; Chordata; Mammalia; Rodentia; Castoridae. Gene Ontology annotation, molecular function: olfactory receptor activity; G protein-coupled receptor activity.